UGUCGCGAACGCGCAUGUGGCUUUACGGCAGAAUAGGGGGGGUGGGGGAACGGGGAGAAGGCGGAGAGAAGCAAGCAACCAACCAACCAAGCCACCCCCACCCCCACCCACCUCAGACCUGGUUUACGGCUCCAGGCUCAGUCCCUUGUGAGGCAGCUGAUUGGUUGGUGGAGGGUUGGUCCCUUCCCUGUGACCCCAAAGUGCUGAAGGGGGGCGGGGGUGGCCCUGUGCAAAGUGCACCCAGAAAGCCCCCUGCCUUGAACCCCCUGGCCGGCACCUUCCCGCCUCCGGCACCCUCAGACCCUGCAUGAGGUGAUCUCUUCCUGCCCAGAGACCUCCCCGGUCCCCCCACAACUGCGGCGCUCCUGCCCCUGACAUCGGCAACCCCCUGCCCUGAGCACCCUGACUGGAUCUCCCCUCUUUUUCCUGACCGGGACUUCCUUCUUCUUCCACCCCCUGCCUUGAGGUUCCCCUAAAUUAGGAUUUCCUCCACCCCCUCUGCUGUCUUGAUGCUCGCCGGGGUGAGACGGAGGCGCUGAGGAGAAUUGGAAACACCAAGUGAUUUGGCCCUGAGGUGAUUUUUUUUUUUUUUAAAUGGAGAAGUUGGUGGCUGUGGUAGCGGCUGAAAGGAGGAGAGGAAACAGCUGAGGGGGAAAAAAAAAGGUUGACUGGAGAUCUAAAAACAGAAAGAUUUCUGCCAUUUACUCACAGAGAGGCAGUGAGAGUAGAAUCAGCAUCCAGUACAAAGGUAAAAGAAGCUUGUUUGCUAUGUGUUCUGGACUCAUAGAUUUAGCGGAAUUCCCCAAAUUGUGCUUUACAAGCACAAUGAUCACUGGCACACAUAGCAAGAAAAGUGAAAUUCUUCAAUAAGCAUCAAAGGAACCAAGUAUUUUGAGUUGUGUGUUCUCCAUUUGAAGGUGAAUCCCUAUGACCCAAUGAAUCUUUUGUAAAAAGUCGACUCAGCUAGGAUGUUACACCACCACUGUCGAAGGAACCCUGAACUACAGGAAGAAUUGCAGAUUCAGGCAGCAGUGGCUGCUGGGGAUGUUCACACAGUACGAAAGAUGUUAGAACAGGGCUAUUCUCCAAAUGGCAGAGAUGCUAAUGGGUGGACCCUGCUUCAUUUCUCUGCAGCAAGAGGAAAGGAAAGAUGUGUACGAGUAUUUCUUGAACAUGGAGCUGAUCCCACAGUUAAGGACUUAAUUGGAGGCUUCACUGCUCUUCAUUAUGCAGCCAUGCAUGGUCGAGCCCGAAUUGCACGCUUGAUGUUAGAAUCUGAAUACAGAAGUGACAUUAUCAAUGCAAAAAGCAAUGAUGGUUGGACUCCCCUCCAUGUAGCUGCUCACUAUGGUAGGGACUCAUUUGUCAGACUCCUGCUAGAGUUCAAGGCUGAGGUCGAUCCACUGAGUGAUAAAGGUACAACACCGCUUCAGCUAGCCAUUAUCCGAGAGAGGUCAAGCUGUGUGAAAAUCCUUCUGGAUCACAAUGCCAAUAUCGACAUUCAAAAUGGUUUCCUGUUACGAUACGCUGUGAUCAAAAGCAAUCACUCAUAUUGCCGAAUGUUCCUUCAAAGAGGGGCAGACACAAACUUGGGUCGCUUAGAAGAUGGACAGACACCAUUACACUUGUCUGCCCUUAGGGAUGAUGUGCUUUGUGCCCGAAUGUUAUAUAAUUAUGGAGCAGACACUAACACAAGGAACUAUGAAGGACAGACCCCAUUGGCUGUUUCAAUAAGUAUUUCUGGAAAUAGUCGACCCUGUUUGGAUUUCUUACAAGAAGUAACAAGGCAGCCCAGAAACUUGCAGGACCUGUGCCGAAUUAAAAUUCGCCAAUGUAUAGGCCUUCAAAACCUAAAACUACUUGAUGAACUACCAAUUGCCAAGGUCAUGAAAGACUACUUAAAACACAAAUUUGAUGAUAUCUGAUAUCAAUGGGACAUCAUGAGCAAGAUUAGGAGAUAUAUACCAGAUACUUAAAAGGCUUGUUGCCUUGCACAAAGUAUAUCCUAUGCAAUUUCUGAUUUGCUGUGAAGUCAGAAGGCAGGUAUACGCUUUCGGGUUUUUUGUUUGUUUUUCACUGUAAGGGAGGGAUUUUUUUUUAUACCACAUGCUAGAAGGUCUUAAUUUUGGUUUCUUGGUCCAAGUUUAAAAGGUCCAAGCUUUCUAUACAAUACUGCAUUUAGAAAAUUGUUGUGUUUGUUGUUAUUGUUGUUGGGUUUUUUGUUUUGUUUUGUUUUUGUUUUAAUGAAGCGUGCAGGUUUAGAAUGGAGAAUUUACCCCUUUCAGAACAUUUAUGGUUUCCAUUGGCACGCAUGGUAUUGUAAACCAGCUGAGCAGUUGUUAAGCUGAGUGAGGUUUAGAGGUAUAGUUUUAUGCAGGGGGUCCAGGGAUAUGCUGGAAAAUGCCAUAAGAAAUUUUAAAAGAAAUAGUCACCCCAUUCCAUUUUAAUGAAUACAAAUUGGCUGUUUUAUACAGUUCUUUUCCUAAUUGCUAUAGCUAAGAUACCAUAAAUCUAGUACCUCGGCUUUUCUGUUGGUGUGCUCAUGUUUUUAACUUUGUUUUUUAACAACAGUAGUACACUACACAGAGACAUGUCUCACUUUCUCUUUGUCUUUGUUGAAUAUGUUCUUUAAAAAAAAGUUAAUGGGAAAGAUAACUUUAUAAAGCUAAUCUAUUCUGUUUCUAAAACAGUGCCUCCAGUGCAAUAAUAUUUCUGGUGUAUUUUAUACAUUGUUUUAUUUUAACAUUCAUCAUUCCAUAACCAACUUAAAUAUGCCCGUGAAAGUAAGAACUGACUGCCAUCUUAACUUUGCAUCACUGUACCAUAAUAUAUCAGUUGAAGUUUUGAUUUUAGCCUCUUGCUGGAUUCAUACUUUUAUUUCACUCCAAGCAUAGAUUUUACACUCAUGUUGGUAGAUCUCUUGAAAUAUAGUCCAGAAUUUGAUGAAAACAUUUUGCUUUAAUGCAGUUAAACAAUUUGGAGUAGUUUCAAUUUUCUUUCCAAAUAAAGUCAAAUAAAAUGUCUGUGGACUGCAUAUUUGGUAAAUCUACAUAAUUCAUAAUAUAGUAAUAAAAAUAAUUUCCCCUAUAACUUGAAAAAUUAUAAAGCUGAAUGAUUUCAUUUUCUAUGUUGACUGGGUACAUAUUUGCACUGUAAACAUAAGACAUGAUAAAGUGUCUUAACAAUUGACAAGAUUUCUGGGACCGAAAAAGAUCUAAGAUGAUGCCCUUGAAGUGUUUUCUGUACAUGCUUUGGCAUCAUAAUAGCUUCAGAAUGUCAUUGUUCUUAAUGUUUUUGUAGAUUUUUCACAGUUUUAGGUACUGGUAAUGAGUUCAUUAUCAUAAAUGGGCUGGAGCAGUUCUUAUUAUUUUCUGUAUUGCUAGUUUCAAAUCAAAAAAUAUGAGGGAAAUGGUUUAACUGAAAAAUGUAGCUAAAUUCAGAAUUGGGCCUCUCCUUUGGCUUUCUCUCUCUAGAGCCAGAAGUAGUAGCUUUAAGCACAAAGCAUUAUGUUAGUGCGAAGGCACAAUAUCCAAUGGCAGUGAGGCAUACUUACUCUAUUGUGCCGAGGCAGUGAGCAGGUUUUCAAAAAUGAAGGCCUACAGAAAGAAGAGAUUGAUAAUAUGAUCCAUAAAGCUUUUCAUUUCCAGGACACCAGUUAAAAAAUGAUCUAAUUCAGUAGUGAUUAAAGAGUUAUAAUCACUUGGGCAUUGUGGGAUUUGAGUUGGUCUGUGCUUUUCAUAGUGAAAAAAUGUGGCUUCCAAAAGUGGUCUCCAAAGAGAGGCCACAUCCUAAAUAAAAAGGGAGUCUGAAUUUAACUGCCUUCUCAUUCCAUUAGGUGAUUCCCAGGUCAGGGUGGAUUAAUAAAGGUUAAUUAGGGACACUUGCAUUGCUUGAGUCCACCUGGCUCCUCUCCAUGUAUGUUACCGUGUCUAGUCUUAUAAUCAGAAAAUUGCAGCACCUAGGUAUGAUGAGGUGAGAGUAGGAUGGCAUGGGAGCCUUGCACUCUUUAAUUUCUUGGCAUUCCAGAGAAGUUAUGUUAGUUGUCUUAACAUAAGAUUUUCCCCAUAAUUGUUAAUUUAUUAAUUUAGUUUAAAACUUUUCUUCCCCCCAUUUUGAUUCAAAAGUUACAUCGGUAUUUUCUAAGCUGAUUUAGCCACUGAGUUUUAGUCAGGGAGUUCCAGAUAAACAAAUCAGAUUAAGGUAAAUUCUUUGUUCUGCAUUGCUGCUGUGACUUCAGAAAAAUUAUGAGAGAUCUUCCUGGAAAUGAAAUUUCUAUUUAAUGAAGAAUUGUAUAAUUCCAUUAUUUAUUGUUUGAAGUUUGAUUAUACUGGUAACUUAAAAAGAACAUUUUAUUUUGUUGUUAUUAAUAAAAUCCCAAUCAUAUAUCACAUUUAACAGUAUCUAAAAUUUAUCUAGGUAAUUGGUGGAAUUUAUUGAUUGAAAUGCUAGUCUGUAUUUGAAUUUGAUUUACAUGGAACUAUUCUGUUGUCACAAUUUGGAUAGAACAAGGAUUUUCAGAAAACAAACUGAUUUGAUUAUACCAGAAAAUCUUGACUAUAAAAAGUUGAGACCAUAUUAUAAUUUUCACUGAUCCUCAUAGUUUUCUUUUAAACUACUUUAUUUAACUUAUUACUAAACCUUUAAAAAAUAUAUUUGGAAAAUACACCAAAGACGCAGGCGAGUAAAAGAUUAUGAUCAUUAAUGAACUGCAAACCUCAUCCUUUAAAACUAAGCAGAGUGUUUUGUAAAUAUUUGUGUUUAUAAAUGUACAGCAGAGUAAGAGUGUUUUUUAGAUUAUUUAAUUCCCAUAUUUCUAAACUAUUUACUAUGUUAUAGUCCAUACUCGUUAGUUUGAAAGGCUUUUGACUGUUUUGGUUUUUAAUUCAUUAUCACUCAUGCUUGGAACAGCACUUCAGCUAAAGAAUUUAGUGUUCUGGCUAGAAUUGGCAGUAGCAGAAGUGCACAUCUGGACAAAGAGGAGCAUGAUUCAUUUCUCAUACACACCCUGAAAGAGAAGAGAAUAUGUAGUUUGAUUACCAGAGUGGACCAUGAGGAAAUUGAAAUCCUAACUUUUCUGCAGAGUUGCUCACUAGCCCAAAAUGUGAUUGGGAUAAGAACAACUUCCAAUUUGCCCACAAAUUUAGCUUCCAUGUAACUCCUUGUAUGUUAUAUCAUAAUGUAUUUUGUUCUUCCUUUGUAAUGUAAGUUUUGUUUGGGUCAAUUUGAAUUUAAGAAAAAAAAAACUUAAACCUGGUUUAAAAAAUAUUGUAGCCUUGUCCUGUUUAUUUCUAGUUUGUCUUAACUUUUUUUUGUUUCCAGCUGUUUUAUGAAGAAAAAAGUGAACCACUUUUCAUGUAUCAGCUGUUAUAUUGACUGACCAGGAAUUAUGUAAGACCAUGAUAUAGAAGCCAUUGCUGAUGUAGAUAAAAUCAUCAGAUAUUAAACCUUUGUUCAAGUGAACUUUAUCAUCCAGUCACGAUUCUCAAAAUGAAAAAUCUGUAAUCUCCCAAAAUCAAAACACAUUCAUAUACUUAACCAAAAGCUGACUUAGCCCCAAACUUGGGGGGAAAUUCAACUACUGCUUUCAUAUGUGCCACACAGAAAGGGGAUAUACAAAAAGGUAUAUUAAGACAAGUUAAUUAGUUUGAAAUAGUUUACCUAGGCCUCAAAGAGAAGGAAACAAAAUGACUCUGGCCUCAGACAAACAUAUAAUAUGUCCUGAUUGAUCUAAAGGAGAAAGGUAGUUGAAACUCUAGUGAUUGAUUCAUCACCUCCUUGAAAAGAAAAUUCUAUAUAGUAUAUUAGCUAAAAAUAAUAAUAACACCUUAGUACAAACCUACUAAGUGCUUGGCUUAUUGAAGGCCAUCAACAGGUGGGUCGAAUUUGGAAAAUUACUAAGUUGUUUGUAAGUCUAACUUUAGCACUAUUCAUGUGUUAUAUAAGUACCCUAUUUGUUUUUUUAGCUGAAAUAUGGGUUAUAAGAAUGAUUUGCCAGCUAUUGACAUAAGAGAUUAUCUGUUUGAUGAAAACAUUUGCAAGUCCAAAUGCAGUUAGUUAUUAAAAAGUUAUUAAAAAUGAAAUUAAACGCAACUCUACCAUCUUCUGUUCUUUGGUUACUUCUAUAUCAGGAAAGAAGUUCUAUAGUUUUGAAACAUGACUUUCAUCAUACUAGUAAAGAUUUUAAAUUCUUAUAUUCAGAAAUUUUGAUUUUCAGGAAUAAGUGGCAGACAUGGAUACCUGAAAAGUAGUGAUUAGUUCUUUAUCACUCACCUAGUUUUAUGCUAAGAAGAACAUGAGAUUUGAUCUUAGCAUAUUUUAUAGAUGUUCUUUUGCCUUCCAGAAAUACUGUUGAUACAUGAACAAUUUUUAUUGUUGAUACUUGAGGCAGAUUUUGAGAAAUUUAUCCAUUGGAUAAAUACCAAGGUAAGAGAGUUGUGGCCUAAAAAUAAUACCUCAGAUUCCUUUUUCUGUACUCCUUGUUUUUCUUUCUUGUUGCUCUCUGAAGAUGGUGCCUUACAUAUAGUAGGUGCUCUGUAAACAAUUUUUAUUAGGAUAAUUGUGGAUCUGCCCAAUUCAUAUAUCUGUGCUGCAUUUUAAUUCAGCACCAAAGAGAUAGGUUAUUUUAUGUGUGUGUUUGUGUGUGUGUAUAAAAUAUACACAUACACAUUUAUAUAUAGGAAUGAUUAAUACAUUUCAAAUAAACAUGAUUGAGCAAA
This is a messenger RNA of Monodelphis domestica (gray short-tailed opossum), 6716 nucleotides long. It is a transcript of the gene ASB7, whose product is annotated as ankyrin repeat and SOCS box containing 7. The record is from RefSeq and is a predicted model, not a curated record. Gene Ontology annotation, biological process: intracellular signal transduction. Gene Ontology annotation, molecular function: protein binding. NCBI's taxonomy places the organism in Eukaryota, Metazoa, Chordata, Mammalia, Didelphimorphia, Didelphidae.